GCAGUGAACAUCAUCUAGUACUCUACUGCAAAAAAGUAUGGAAUCGUAGAACGAAGCGACAAUAUUUGAUAACCGUUCAAGCAAUUAAGAGCUUCAAGAGCAACAUGAAGAGUUUAGUCGUCUUCAGUAUUUUAUGUAUCGUUGCCGCAGUCCAGGCUAGGUCGUUCUUGAUCAUAAGGGAUGACGAAGUUGCCCUUCCUGCUUCAGAGAAGAUAUCGAAGAGAUCACUGUUUGAGCAACUAGGUGAUGAAGAAAUAUACGAGGGUGAGCAAAUUACGUCUUCACAAGAAAAUGGAGACCUGAAAACAGUCAGUGAUGAAGAUAACGAAGAAGAAGUAGUGGAUUCGUCGGAAAAAAAUGAAGAUUUGAGAAUCGACAAACGAUCGGUUAGUGGACUGUACGACAACGUGGACGACAUGAGGUUCAGGUUUUUCCGUAAGGGCCUUAUUCGAGAGCGAUUCUAACAACCCUGGACAUCGUACUCAUCUACAUUUUGGAUAUUUAACCACUGUCAUCUUCGUUAUAAUUAGUGUUUAAUUUAUUCGUAUGUUGUAAGACUGAUUAUGUUUAUAUUUUUUUAUCAUUUGUUUUAAUAAAUUGUGUAAAUGUAA
Zophobas morio is the source of this 611-nucleotide messenger RNA. RefSeq lists its product as uncharacterized. The coding region runs from base 105 to 464 and encodes 119 amino acids. Lineage: Eukaryota; Metazoa; Arthropoda; Insecta; Coleoptera; Tenebrionidae. The transcript is spliced from 2 exons. The record is from RefSeq and is a predicted model, not a curated record.